GCGUCUUGCACGACCUGCUCCCCCAUGAACUUGCCCAAACCCGAUCGCCUUCGCUCCACACCGCGGCGCAGCCUCCGGGGCCCCGACGGCGAGGACGGUGAGGUCGACAUCCUGGGAGAGGAGGAAGAUGAAGGCGAGGAGGAGGAGGAAGGAGGCGAGGCGGUGCAGAGCCGGCGGUUGCCAGAGCAGCUGCCCCCUCCCGGGACGCAGGCGGCGCGGCGCGGCGCGGGCGCGCGGGCCGGAGGGCUCCCCGAGGGCGGCGGCGCCCCGGCCGACCCCGAGCUCGGCUCCAGGUUCAGGGCAUCGGACGGCCCCCCGCCGGCGAAGCCCCCGUACUCGUACAUCGCGCUCAUCACCAUGGCCAUCCUGCAGAGCCCGCGCCAGCGCCUCACGCUCAGCGGCAUCUGCGCCUUCAUCAGCGGCCGCUUCCCCUACUACCGCCGCAGGUUCCCCGCCUGGCAGAACAGCAUCCGCCACAACCUGUCGCUCAACGACUGCUUCGUCAGGAUCCCGCGCGAGCCGGGCCACCCGGGCAAGGGCAGCUACUGGAGCCUGGACCCCGCCUCCCGCGACAUGUUCGACAACGGCAGCUUCCUCCGGCGCAGGAAGCGCUUCAAGCGCCCCCGCCCGGCCCCGGGAGCCCACCUGCGCCGCCCCGUCCCCCUCCCCGCCGCGCCCGCCGCCCCGCACGGCCCGUACCCGAGCUGGCUGCUCGGGAGCCCGGCCCCGCCGCCCCCGGGGCCCGGCCCCGCCGCCGCCGCCGCCGCCGCGGGCCGCCCGUGCGCGCUGCUGCACCCGCACCCCCUCCGCUACCUGCUGCUGUCCGCCCCCGCCUGCGCCCAGCCGCCCGGGAAGGCCCCCGGCGCCCCCUCGGCCGGCCGGGCGGGCUCGCAGCCCUGGGAGGCGGGCAAGGGGUCGGCGGCGCGGCCCGGGGACGGGGGCGCCCCCUUCAGCAUCGAGAGCAUCCUGAGAGGGGCGCGGGGCGGGCCGAGUCUGCCGCCGAGCCCGUGGGGCUGCUGCCGCCUGCUGCAGCGCCCGUCGUGCCCGGUGCCGCACGCGGCCGCUGCCCCUUCGCGGCGGGUGUCGGUGGCGCCCGCUGCCCGGACGGUGUUGGAGCAGCAGCGGCCGCAGCGGCGGGGCGCGCACCUGCCCGCCCCCGCGGCGCGCCUGGGGGGCCCGCCCGCAGCCGGAGGCGCCGGGCCCACGGCGGUGGCCCAACUUGCCGGCGGAGAGAGCGCCUUGCCGGCCUUCUGACCUGCACCCGCACC
This is a messenger RNA of Hyaena hyaena (striped hyena), 1268 nucleotides long. RefSeq names its product forkhead box D4 like 3 (gene FOXD4L3). The transcript has a single exon. Gene Ontology annotation, molecular function: RNA polymerase II cis-regulatory region sequence-specific DNA binding; DNA-binding transcription factor activity, RNA polymerase II-specific. The coding region runs from base 25 to 1254 and encodes 409 amino acids. The record is from RefSeq and is a predicted model, not a curated record. Lineage: Eukaryota; Metazoa; Chordata; Mammalia; Carnivora; Hyaenidae. Gene Ontology annotation, biological process: anatomical structure morphogenesis; cell differentiation; regulation of transcription by RNA polymerase II.